Messenger RNA from Gastrolobium bilobum, 793 nucleotides. RefSeq lists its product as uncharacterized. NCBI's taxonomy places the organism in Eukaryota, Viridiplantae, Streptophyta, Magnoliopsida, Fabales, Fabaceae. Gene Ontology annotation, molecular function: RNA binding. The transcript has 2 exons. The record is from RefSeq and is a predicted model, not a curated record. The coding region runs from base 15 to 533 and encodes 172 amino acids.
GCGAAGCCCUAACAAUGGCGCAAGGGUCGCAGAAGAACACGGUGUACGUGGGAGGGUUGGCGGAGGAGGUGAACGAGUCGAUAUUGCACGCGGCGUUCAUACCCUUCGGUGACAUCAAGGACGUGAAGACGCCGCUCGACCAGGCCACCCAGAAGCACCGUUCAUUCGGUUUCAUCACCUUCCUCGAGAGGGAAGACGCCGCCGCCGCCAUGGACAACAUGGACGGCGCAGAGCUCUACGGCCGCGUCCUCACCGUCAAUUACGCCCUCCCUGAGAAGAUCAAGGGUGGCGAGAUUGGCUGGGCUGCUCAGCCAAUUUGGGCGGAUGCUGAUACUUGGUUUGAGCGGCAGCAGCAAGAGGAGGAAAUGCGUCGAAUUGAAACGGAGAAUCGCGCUGCAAUGCAGGCUGCAGAAGACUUGCACAGGAAACAAUUAACCGAAGAGCGAGAAGGAGAAAAGGAAGAGGAAAUUGAGAUCAAAGAUGAUCCUAUGGGAAAGGCUGAAGCAGAGGUUCUUCAACAGAAUAACCAAUGAAAUGAUUUAUUAUCAGUAACCAAAGGGGGACCCCUAGGUGAGGGAAACGUUGCAUUUUAUUAUUUGUUUACCUCAUCUGUGAUGUGAGAUGACUUUGAUGUAUGGUGUGAUAAAUACCUAUAGAUUCUGAAAUAGGGUAGCUAGUGUACUUGCUAGUGAAAUGAAAUAGCGCAGGAUUUCAUUAUUGGUUUGCCUCACUUGUACUGUGAAAAUUCUCGCAUUUGACUACACUAAAAAUUCUUAGAUCAGUAUUCACCUUU